AAAUGAGGUCAUGGAACAAGCUAUGGAUGGUGGAUGUGCUCGAAACCGAUACUUCACUUUACAUCUAGUUAUUGGUUGUUUAAAAAUAUUAAUUCGGUGACGAAUCAAACGGCUAAUAAGCCCCUACACAUGUGUGAUGUGUGAUCUGGACAACCUAAUAUCGACUACGUGAUAUAAAUACAAGCCAUCCAUUGUUUCUUUCCGCUAGACCACUUCAACCCCCGCCACCUCGCUAGAUACCAACUGAGCUUUUUAAACUUGAAGCCAGCGGGAAACAGGAGGAUAGGAUAUCUGCAUCACCUCGCCCCUCCAUUUAUCAAAUACCAUGUCGAAAGCAACACUUCCGUUCAAGCCGUCCAGCACUCCAGCUGCAGUGCCGCCAAACGAGGGGCAAGGAAAUGUAUCCCAACGCAUUGAAGGAAAUGAACCAAGGCCCUCACAGAUCAAAUUCGUUCGACCGGCACAAAUGAGCCUCUUUGCUGAUAUCACUAGCUGGCCACCACUGGGGCAUGUUACGUGCUUGAAAAGAACCGGGGAUGGGGAUAAGCUCCGGUUUACCGUUUUGCUCCAGUCAAACCGCUCACUCCCGGAACAGACCUGGGAAGUUUCUAUCUGGCAUAAUGUCAACAGUAGUGAUGCUUGGGAGGCGCUCUCUUUACAAAAGGGAUUAGCAUCCCAACCUAUUCCUCUAUCUGUCGGUCCUCGACCAGGCCCAAAUUAUCACACCUACAGCUUCUCGCAGGAGCUUGACUUCCCGAAGCACGGCAGACAUGCAGCUUUUACUAUCAGAUAUAGAAUUGAUGCAAAUUCCUCAUGGCAGUGGGUGAAUGACCAGUUUGGAAUGAAAGACGGGGAACUAGUUUUUGAACCCACCAGCUUGCAGCUCCUCAAAGGCCUGAAUCCUGUGACCCAGCCAUCAAAGUUGUUAGCAGAGUAUUUAGAUGGCCUUAACCCAAAUCUCCGGAUUGAGGUACAUUCGAGCGAGUCCCCGGGUGCAAUUUUAUGGAGCGUGACAGGGUCCAUUUUGUCUGCGGUUAAUGACAAGAGCACGUACGAAGAGAUAAUUUUUGGCUUCCCGAAGGACUUUGUGAGAUAUUUUGCUCUUGUUCGUAUAUGGGAACCCUGGUUGGCACCUCGACAUGGCUUGAACAAGCUGGCGCUGACGGAGGAUGCCAUCUCUCUGGCAUUUUUGCGCAAGGAUGGAACCCACCUCGUUCUCCUUGCGAUAAGUGGUGUAGAUAAUGUCUUGACUGUUUUCAAAUCAGGGGACAAUGGGCAGGUGGUGACCGCUGUAAAGAAUGAUAGCAUCCACAAUUCAACUUAUCAGGUCCUAGUUGCCGUGGCACCUUCUUUCGAGGUUGCAAAUUCCGCUGUCAUGUACGAGGCACGAAAAGUCGUGAAGAAGCUUUCCGGGUCUGAACAAGCUUCUUCGCCUACGCCGCAAGCGUUAAGUGAGCCAAAGUCACCAUUGGGAAACGAUGUAGUUCUCGUGGAGAAUGAUCCCCAGAUUCAGUGGAUGUCUGAUUGGUAUGACGGCCUAGCUUAUUGUACUUGGAACUCUCUAGGUCAGGACCUCACGGAGGAGAAAAUACUAAAGGCCCUCGAUACGCUAAAGGCGAAUGGCAUUAAUAUUGUCAACCUUAUCAUAGAUGAUAAUUGGCAAGCGCUGGAUAAAAAGGGGGUCGCCCAGUUCAAACGGGGAUGGAUGGAAUUUGAGGCGAAUAAGGAUGGGUUCCCAAAUGGAUUGAAGCAUACAACUAGCAAAAUACGCGAGGCGCAUCCGAAUAUCCAACAUAUUGCUGUCUGGCACGCACUUCUGGGCUACUGGGGAGGUAUUUCACCAGACGGGAAGAUUGCGAAAGAGUAUAAAACCAAGAUUGUCAAGAAACGGGACGGCGUUGCGGGAGGAAGUAUGUUGGCCAUCGACCCAGACGAUAUUCAUCGGUUCUACGACGAUUUGUACAAAUUUCUUCUGGCGGCCGGGGUUGACUCUGUGAAGACAGAUGCACAGUUUUUUCUCGACUUGCUCCAGGAUCCUAAAGAUCGGGUCCGGUUCACAUCAGCGUACCAGGACGCCUGGUCCAUUGCUUCAUUGCGGCAUUUUCAGGCCAAAGCAAUCAGUUGCAUGUCGCAGACCCCGCAAAUCAUUUUCCAUUCACAGGUGCCGACUAAUAAGCCACGGAUCCUCUUGAGAAAUUCAGAUGAUUUCUUCCCUGAUAUUCCAUCCUCCCACCCGUGGCACGUAUUUUGUAACGCGCAUAACGCUCUAUUGACCCAGCAUCUCAACGUCAUCCCUGAUUGGGACAUGUUUCAGACUAGCCACCCGUAUGCGUCAUUCCAUGCCGCAGCUAGAUGCGUCUCUGGCGGUCCGAUAUACAUCACUGAUGUGCCAGGCGAACAUGACAUCAACGUCAUCAACCAGAUGACAGCCCCGACAACUAGAGGCAACACAGUUAUUCUCCGGCCCAGCGUCCUAGGCCGUUCUAUUGACGUAUAUCACAACUACAACGAAGGGAAGAUGCUUAGGGUUGGUAGCUAUAACGGAUGGGCUAAGACCGGCAGCGGAAUCCUGGGGCUCUUCAACAUCAGCGCUCAGAAAAUCAGCUCCAUAGUCUCCAUUCUUGACUUCCAUGGCAUCUCACCUGGCAGUGAUGAUGAAUACGUAAUUCGCGCUCAUUCCACGGGUGCAAUCACACACGUAAUGAAACCCUCCAGCCAGGACUGUCUAGUCGCCGUGUCGCUCCAGACGAAAGGCUGGGAGAUUUUAACCGUCUACCCAGUCUACAGCUUCAAAAUGCCAAACCGACAUGGCAACAAGGAUGCAGGUUCGAAUACUAACGACAUUACGCCCACACGUGUCGCUGUCCUAGGCCUUCUGGGCAAAAUGACGGGCGUCGCUGCGAUUAUCAGCUCGGAUGUUUUCCUUGCUGCUAACGGCCGGCUCAAGUUUGAUGUUACUCUUAAGGCUUUGGGAACGCUAGGCAUUUAUAUUUCUGACAUUGACACUCGCACCAUAGCAAAAGAUUUCAUGGUCAUGCUUUCGGGGCGAGCGGUACCAAUGCACACAGUUCAGAUACAGCCUACGGGAGAAGAUGACCAGAAGGUGGUUGCAAUUGAUGUUGCAGCAGCAUGGAAGGAGAUGGGCUUGGUUAGCGGUUGGAGUAACGAGGUUGUGGUUCAGGUUUUCAUGAGUUAAUUCCCAUUUUGCCAUUCAUUUCCCUUCUUUGCCUGUUUUGAUCACCACUCAAUAUUUGUGUCGAAUUGGUAAAUUUUGGAAGCUGGCCUAUUCACUUAGUACCUUGCCUAGAAUUACAGGGCCUCAAUGUGAUUUCAAAACGAUUCCUCCCAGUGCAAGAGCCGUGGCCCUGUCGUGUUUAUGCCAUUUUUUUUGUAAAUAGAAAGCUUAACUGGAACAAAAACUACGGGUAACUACGCCUAACCUUUUAACUAUUUCUUAGCUGGCGUUUGAGAAACGCGAAAGGAUUCUCCACUCGCGGCGGAUUAUUAUUUAUCCGAUGUCUUU
Molecule: messenger RNA, 3523 nt
Organism: Blastomyces dermatitidis ER-3
Lineage: Eukaryota; Fungi; Ascomycota; Eurotiomycetes; Onygenales; Ajellomycetaceae
Product: raffinose synthase Sip1
Exons: 2
Coding region: 326-3196 (956 amino acids)
Source: RefSeq, a predicted model, not a curated record